AUGGGGGUCCUGCUGAGCCGGGAGCAGCCCCGGGGCCUCCAGCAUCAUCGGGAAGCAGAUGCUGACCCGCUCCCUGCGGAUGCAGGAGGAGAUGCUGGUUCCUUGGGAGAGAUGGAGGACGGCGAGGACGCGGCGGCGGGCGAGGCCAGCCCCUCGGCGAGGGAAGGGGCCGCCUCGGACCGCGAGGGCUCCUCCGAGCGCGACGUGCCCAGCCCCGACGGCGACCCGCAGGCAGAGGCUAAAGAGGCCCCGGAGAGUCCGAAGGAGCCGGAACAGCAGGAUCCGGGAGAAAGCGCCGCGGAGCCCGCCUGGAGCGGGCCAGACGAGCUGGUGCUGGCCGCGCAGGACGGCGAGGGCGGCGUGCGGGCCCGACGGAGCCUCCCCGAGGGCUUCUCCUGGGGCCCCUUCGCCGGCAGCGUGCGCGGCGAGACGGCGUCUCCGGCGCACAACGAGACGAGCGCGCCCGUGACGCUGGUGCUGGGGGACGAGAGCUGCUGGCUGUCCCGGCUGCCGCUGGUGCCCGCCGAGCCCGACGCCAACGCCGUUAUCUACAGCAAGGACGCAGCGCUGUGGUGCCGGACGACGCGCGCCGUGCGGCAGGACGAGACCCUGCGCGCCUUCGUGCUGGCCGAGCCCGCGGCCGUCGCCAACCACGCGCCCAAGGCGGAGGCCGCCGCGGCGCCCUAUCCGGCGGCGCUGCGCUCCGACAUCCAGCUGCUGCCGCAGCAAGCGGGCAUGGCUGCCAUCCUGGCCACGGCGGUGGUCAACAAGGACGUCUUCCCCUGCAAGGACUGCGGCAUCUGGUACCGCAGCGAGCGCAACCUGCAAGCCCACCUGCUCUACUACUGCGCCAGCCGGGCGAGCGGCGCCGCGCCGGCCGCCGACGACAAGCCCAAGGAGAGCUACCCCAACGAGCGCGUCUGCCCCUUCCCGCAGUGCAAGAAGAGCUGCCCCAGCGCCAGCUCCCUGGAGAUCCACAUGCGCAGCCAUAGCGGGGAGCGGCCCUUCGUCUGCCUCAUCUGCUUGUCCGCCUUCACCACCAAGGCCAACUGCGAGCGGCACCUCAAGGUGCACACGGACACGCUCAACGGCGUCUGCCACAGCUGCGGCUUCAUCUCCACCACGCGGGACAUCCUCUACAGCCACCUGGUCACCAACCACAUGAUCUGCCAGCCGGGCUCCAAGGGCGAGGUGUACUCGCCAGGGCCGCCCAGCCUGCCCGCCGCCAAGCCCCUCACCCCGGGGCUGAGCCAGCCGAACAACGCGCCGGUGCUGAAGUGCAGCCUGCCGGGCUUCCUGGCCGAGGCGCUGCCGGCGCUGCCGCCGCGCGCCGUCCUGCACGGCCCGCCGCCCGCACCCGCCGCGCCGCCCGCCUCGCCGCCCACCGGCACCAUCUCGCCGCCCGCCGAGGCGCCCGACGGCGAGCCCAGGGCGCCCAGCGCUGACGCGCCCUCCUCCUCCUCAUCCUCCUCCUCGUUGUCCUCCUCCUCGGAGCCGAUGCCACCCAUGCGCGUCAAGGAGGAGCCGGAGGCGCCCAAGAGCACAUCCCGCGCGGAGGCGCCCGGCAGCCCCGGCGCGGAGCCCGACUCGCGGACGUCGUCGCCCCGCAGCCUGCCCUCGGGCAAGGUGAAGUCGGAGCUGGCGAGCCCCACGCCGGGCUCCAGCCCCGUGCCCAGCGAGCCGGGCGCUGGCACGGCCGGCGGCACCGUCUUCCUGCCCCAGUACCUCUUCGGGCACGAGGCGGCCGUGGUGCCGCAAGCGUCCGAGAUCCUGGCCAAGAUGUCAGAGCUGGUGCACAGCCGGCUGAAGCAGGGCCAGGGCGCGGGGCCGCCCGCGCUCUACGGCGCCGGCGCGGCGCCCACCCCCAAGGGCGCCACGUGCUUCGAGUGCGAGAUCACCUUCAACAACGUCAACAACUACUACGUGCACAAGCGCCUCUACUGCUCCAGCCGGCACGUGGCCGAGGACGGCGCUGCGGGGCCGCGCAAGCCCAAGGCGGCGCCCAAGGCGGGCGGCGCGGGCAAAGGGGCGGCGUUGGGCGCCGUGCCCAACGGCAACCCGCGCUACUGCCGCCUCUGCAACAUCAGGUUCAGCAGCCUCUCCACCUUCAUCGCGCACAAGAAGUAUUACUGCUCCUCGCACGCCGCCGAGCACGUCAAGUAG
This is a messenger RNA of Nothoprocta perdicaria, 2163 nucleotides long. It is a transcript of the gene ZFPM1, whose product is annotated as zinc finger protein, FOG family member 1. Gene Ontology annotation, cellular component: nucleus. The coding region runs from base 1 to 2163 and encodes 720 amino acids. Gene Ontology annotation, molecular function: RNA polymerase II-specific DNA-binding transcription factor binding. The record is from RefSeq and is a predicted model, not a curated record. The transcript is spliced from 11 exons. Gene Ontology annotation, biological process: positive regulation of transcription by RNA polymerase II; megakaryocyte differentiation; heart development. NCBI's taxonomy places the organism in Eukaryota, Metazoa, Chordata, Aves, Tinamiformes, Tinamidae.